GCGGACGGUUAGUAGGUUGUAUUUUACCGGUACGGGAGUCGCGUCGAUCCCCACUUACGUUAGCAGUCUCACGCUCGCGGGACUGACGGCGGAUGUAACGAUUUCUGGAAGUACGAGAGGAGAUGAACAAAAUAAAACGAAGCAAACUCGCGGAAAUUUGAAACAAUAAAAAACGAAAAGUGCGCGGUGCGGUGUGUUUUGUGCACGAAUAAAACUGACGUGUCGUUGGUAACAUUUACUCGAAACGCUGCUGCACCUCAUAACCAGGGUGACAUGCAGGGCGCCGGUCCAGAGGAAUCGGACUUGAACUUGUUCGUACCACUCGAAGCGGGUCUACCGUUUAACCCCCCGCAAAGAGAGUGAACGAACCGCAAGUAUAGGGAAAUGCGUUUCUGAAGAAUUUAUGCCGCACGCACUGCAUUCACGUACCCACACCCAGGCGGGAGGACACAUGUGUGCAAUUGAAUACGGAGACGUAUCCUGCGUAUCUACGUUCGAGAGAAAUAUUUGCCGGUGAAAGUGUGCGGCAACGACAGCGGCUGCGGAGUGGCAGUCAGUCAACUCACUCGGUCAGUUCUCUCUCAGUCUCUCGUUCUCGCAGCUAUCGGUUGUGUGAAAAUAAAGUAAUCGUAAUACAAGCGAUAUAUAGUAAUAAUGACGAUAAUGUAAGAAGAGUCAAGUUGUAAAGUGAAUCGUGAAAGAGAUAUUGCAACAACGCUCUAACGGGGAGGAGGAGGAGGAGGAGGAGGAGGUGGAGGUUGCAAAGAAGGGGAGAGUGUAACAUAAAACCAUUAUUUUCACGAGUGACUAUAGUUUUUGUUGUUUACGCGCGUAGCACACUCUGCUGUUAUACGAACCCCGGAGGAAUUACCCCGGUUGUUAUAAAACGUUCCGCCGAGGAAGGAAUAUGAUAUUCGAUGCGCAGUGAGGAAAUCGCAGGGGUACAAUAACCUGCGAAGUUGCGCAUUAGACGAGUGAGGAGGGAUCUUGAUGAAAAGAAGAGAGACGAGCCAGACGAACAGCGACGAUAACGACGAUGGUGAUAACCGUCAAAGGCCGUCGCUAAAUUGUGCGCCGAGUGUGCGCGCGUGUGUGUUUUGUGCUUACGUGCGUGUGUGCGAAUGUUUGGCGGGUUGGUAAGAGAGUACAAAAAAUAAAUAAGUUAGAGAAGAAGAAAUUAAUUGACAAAGAAAGGCGAAAGAAAAGUCGAGCGAAACUGUAAGCUGCGUGUAACGAAUCCACUUGCGAUAACUUAGCGUGAGAAGGCGCGAUGGAGAGCAAAGUCUACAUCACGGAUAACGCCAGCCUGCAUCACCAGAACAACAAUCAUCGAAACUCGGUAAAGUUCGCCUCGUCAGCGGACUCGAUACCCUCGCUUAUCGAGCGAUCCUUCGUCCAGGCCGUCGACGACGUAGGACCGCCGCCUUUGCCACCGCCGAGGGGCGGCAGGGAGAAAAGCGAAAAUCGGGGGCGUCGUCACAGCGUUUUGGACGAUCUCAGGGCACGACGCGACAGCCUUUUUCAACGGGCGAGACGCGGCAGCCUCUUCGAGGACAGGGAGAAGAAACCUCCGCCGGGAGACGAAGUCGCCGUCGUCGUCAAGGGGGAGAAGCGACGGAGCAGCGACGACAACCGUCGAGGUUCGGUAUUCUACGUGUCCGACGAGCUUCCCGAGGAAAGUAACAAUCCGUCAACGGAGAACGACGACGCGGCUGCUAACGUCGCGGCGGAAACCGAAAUCGAGGUCGCGGAACCGGAAGCGAAGGACCAGAAGGGCCGGCGAAGGUCAUGGCAUCCCCUCGCCAAACCUCCAAAGCUCGAACGGAAGCGGAGGAAGGGCGUUACGAACGUACCGCCGCAGACCGGAAGCAGCCCCGAGGGUGUUUAUAACGUUCGGCAAAAGAGAGCAUCCUGGUGGAACAUAUUCGCCACGGAGACAAACAGCAGGUUGCGACGCAUGUCCCAGGACGUCACGCACACCAGAUCCACAGAGAAUUUGUCGACCCAAUUCAGGAGCAAAAGUCGGAGCGUCGAUCAUGGAUUUGCCGCCCCUUUUGACCUCGAAGCAUUACGCAGCAAGGUCGAAGGUCGUUUCGAGUCGGUUGAUAAACUCUCCAAAGAUUCCGACUCUGAGGGUAAGGAUGAAACUGGCUCUCAGGACAAGAAGCACAGCCGUGCCUGGCAGCAUAUCGAAACUGUACCCUACACGGUGAGCGACAGGGAUACGCUGACCUCCAUUGCUGCCAGAUUUGACACGACCCCUUCAGAGCUGACAAAAUUGAAUCGACUCGGCAGUACGUUCGUUUACCCAGGACUGCAGUUACGUGUGCCUGCCAAGGGAGAGGGACGCAACAGAACUAGCGUUGGAGCAGUUGCCUCGGACUCCCCUAGCCCUGACCCCAACUUUGAUCAUGAAUCCCACGACGAUUUGCCCCCGGAGGAAAAAGAACUUUUGGAUAACCUGCGUCCUGUGUCACCAAAACCUGGACAUAUGGAAAGAAUAAAGACUCCUGUCGGUCACACCAAUGUCACUGGGGAUGAGGAUGAACAGCCUUUCAAGGAACGCUUUCUUAGGAUCAAUGUCCGCCACAUAACUGAUGGACAGGGGGUGGUGGGAGGUGUGCUGUUGGUUACUCCCAACGCUGUCAUGUUCGAUCCGAAUGUGUCAGACCCGCUAGUAAUUGAACACAGCGCCGAAUCAUACGGAGUAAUAGCACCCAUGGAAUUUAUAGUGAAUGCUGCCAUUUACUACGACAUUGCUCACAUGCGAGUUGGUCACACAGAUACAAAUUCCUGUGACAAAAAGCCAGAGAUCUACUACAUGAAAAAGCCUGACGACAAUCGUGGUCGACUAUCGCCAGGAAAAGAUGACAAUUUUCCUGAACUUGUUGGUGACGAUAGCGAGAGUGUCUGCAGCUGCGCUGAGAGAGACGGCGAUGCUUUUCCCAAAGCUUUUGAAAGGGAUCUAGUCACACCCACUAAUUUACAGAGUGAUGAUGGGACUAACUCUACCAAAGAAAAAGAUAAGGAUAAGAAAACUGAAAAAGAGGAAGACAGCAAAGAAGAGCAGACCAUAAUUAACACCACUCAAGGAAGCAGGACCUUGGAAGAACGCCGGCGUUCUAUGCUUGAUCACCAUUGGGCAGUGCCAAGCAAGGAUAGGUCUUGUUCCCUUUCGGUCGAUGAUGAGCAACAGGACUCCUCUGUAGUUAGCAGUUCAGAUAAGAGUGAUCAGCAACAGUCAAAACCGCACGUAAUUCCUGAGGAGGAGGCAUCUCUAGUCAAACAGUCGUGCCAUGAUUCUGGCAUCGACAUCCGCGAUCCAAACCCACCGUUACCUCCGAUACCUGUUGUGCAACCGAUUCAAGCAAAGAAAGUUUAUUCUGAUGCUGAUAUUGUCCUUUCAUCGGACUGGGUACCCCCGAUAACUAUUGCUCCCACCAAUGUGACCAUUACACCAACUGACAGCCUAAUCGCAAUUAAUGGUAGAAAGAAAGCCAGUUCUGUAUCAUUCAGCCUUGAUAGUAACGCCGAGGAUGCAGAUAAAGAUGAUGACCGCAGGGACGACGAUAAGCAAGAAUCCAAGAAAAAUAAAAUGUUAAAACGACUUUCUUACCCUUUGUCAUGGAUGGAGGGCCUAACCGGUGAGAGAGAGGAAGAAAGCGGAAAAUCUGCCACAGACAAAGUAUCAAGCCUUCCAAACAGCGCAGAGGCUCCCCAGUCAAGUGUAUUCAGCAGAGUCUUGAGCUCACCGAUCAAUCUGGUGAGUGACUUUAGCUCGGGUCUCUUCGCCAAAACCCCCAGCGAGGAAAGCGGCUUUGGCAGGGGGGGAGCGACCCCUCCUCUCUCAGCCUCAUCCUAUUCCCACUUCCAAGACAAUGGCAAUGCAUCGUCGCAGUUUUCCCCUGCAGGUUCGGGAGGUUCUGCCGGACGAUCGUCCAUGGGUACUUUUAUCAGACAACAACCUCUCACCUCAUCUGGCAGCAGCAGCAUUGACAGUAGCCGUGGAAGCAAGACUUCAACGGCACCUCCGAGACUGGACUACCGCAGUAUGGUAUCGGUCGAGGAUAUGCCGGAACUGUUUGUCAGUUUUGACAUCCAAGCACCCAAUUUUCCCGAACUCGAAGGCCUCGAAUUGAUUCCGCGGCCGGCCCGAUCCUGUGACGAUCCCCCGCUCUACCUUCGCCUUCGUACUGGACGUCCUAAAGACAAGAGGAUACCACGAUCAACACCGAUCAUGAGUUACGGGAAAAAGAAACUUCGACCAGAAUAUUGGUUCAGUGUACCGCGUAAUCGGGUCGACGACCUUUACCGGUUCAUAAGCGCCUGGGUACCAGCCCUCUACGGCGAACUAGACGAGAAUCUAUGGAGGGAACGGGGUUACAUUCUUUCCGACACCGACACCGAUCUCGCAGCGGAACUUUCGCCGGAGUACUCGCCCCUUCAAGACAGAGAUCUCGCCGAUCUCGCCGAGGCCGGGAAAUCUGGACUCUCAUCAGAUAUCGACGAUAUAUCAGGACGCACCCGUGAAUCAUGGGAGCUGAUCAAGGCCCCCUACGCAAAGCUGUACAGCAUCCUGAAGACGUCGAGCGCAUCGGCCGAUUCGGAGCAGCUGGCUCACGACUCCGAGGCACUGUCCAAGAGCGAGGAGCUCAGACGAGCCUUGUACGCAACCAGUGUUGGAUCCAUUGAUGCAGAUGUGAUUGUACCAGACCUAGUUGGGACCACAGAAAUACUGAGCGAUGAGCACAGAGAACACCUAUGUCGUCAUUUACCAGCUAGGGCUGAGGGCUACCAAUGGAAGCUUGUAUUCAGUACCAGCCUUCACGGCUUCAGUCUGAACAGCAUGUACCGUAAAAUGAAUAAGCUUGAGAGUCCUAUACUGUUGGUGAUCGAGGACACAGGUGGCAACGUAUUUGGAGCAUUGACGUCCUGUUCUCUACACGUAAGUGAUCACUUCUAUGGAACUGGGGAAUCUCUGCUGUUCCGGUUCACACCAAAGUUUCAGGCAUUUAAUUGGACUGGUGACAACCUCUACUUUAUCAAGGGGAAUAACGAGAGUCUUGCUAUUGGUGCUGGAGAUGGGAAAUUCGGGCUCUGGCUAGAUGGUGACUUGUACCAGGGUAGGACACAAUCAUGCAGUACCUAUGGUAAUGAACCCCUCGCACCGCACGAGGACUUUGUUGUCAAAACUCUGGAGUGCUGGGCUUUCGUGUAAGAUAUGCUCGAACCGAUCACCCUCUUGCCUUGAAACUGCGAAUGGCGGUCCGAACUUUUCCGACCUUUGCCGUUGCACACUUAUCUGCACCAUACUGGACAUAGGACUGGAUAGAUACUGGGGUCCAGGAGAAGAGCUCUAAAAACAUUGCUAACUGAUGCACUAGCAAUGUGAUGUAAUAACUGGUGUUCUUCUGUACAGGCAGAGAAUGCAAGAAAUAACCUUGUUGGUAAACAAUUGAACGACAAUAAGUUUGACCCAACGAAACUCCUCGUAAUCGUCGUUGUUGUUCCGUUUCGUGUAAAUUUGAUGGUAAGAAUUAGGGUAACGGAAAUAGAUGUACUCUGAGGAUAAAGAAAGUGGCCAAACAAUUUGAUACAGGAGAGAUGAUGCGCCAAGCUGCUAUUUACCAAACUUUACUUUGUGUUGCGAAUUAGUUGUUAGUUGUUAUUACUCUUUUUCUUUAGUAUUUCCUUCGAUCGUUUUCUCUCUUUGUAUAAUCCUAGUGUAUUUAUGUUUUUUUUUUUUUUUUUUUUAUAUCCUAUAUUUUAAGUAAUUACAUUACUGAUCGUUGAUCCCGCGAUGUGUUGUCUACGAUGUGAUAAUAAGAACACGAUUAAUUGGGAGGGGGGAGGAGGGUUAUGUAAUGGUUCGUUGACGGUUAGAUCUAAUGUUUAUUUGCUGAGAUGCCUGAUAGCAUUUUUUCGUAUAAUGCCAAACAAAUUUUAAGUCUUUAUUAAUUGAAAAUAUUUGAUUCUAAUUCGAUCCAAUUCUAAAAAACAGGCAUAUUUGCACUACAAAUUUUGGCUACUGAGGAUAGAAAACAGAAGAAAUAUGUGAAUUACUUGCCCUUAUAAUCAAGAGAUGAACAUAGCUGAUCACUCUAACAAUGCAGCCUGUAUAAUUCGUUCAGUUCUUUUUCAGUUUCGUUACAUGACGUAUGUCAUCUAACUGGUUACAGGCUGAACUUGUGUGUUUUCAAUAGUCUGAGCACACUGUUCCACCGGUACACUAGGCUAGUAAAUGUUCAUUGAUGUGUAGAUAAUGUAGAUAUUGAGUGUCAGCAGAAAGAAUGUAAGAAACAGGGAAAGAAAGUGGGAUUUGAAAAAAGAGAGGGAGAGAGAAAGAGAUAGAAUAGAUAUAUAAUAUUCAUACAAUAUACCCACAUAUUUGUAUAUGUUAUAUUACGACAUCGUCGUAUCCACGUUCAAUACUACCAAUAAGAUGUAACAUGAAAUAAUAUCAUCGACAGUCGAACACAUCUGGCAUCUAGGGUGUAUAGAAUUAUGUGUAUAAUGCGUACGAAAUAGGAUAGCCUAGUAGCGUCGCCUUGGGUCGUCGUUCGUCAUCGUCUAAGAAGAAACUGCAUAUACACACGCACGCACACACAGUUACUCCCGUGUGUAUGUGUAUAUUUAUAUUAUAUAACACGUCACGCUAUGCGAUCUAUGUUGCAUUGGUUAGUUGUUCGUGAUAUAAGGAAGGAUUUAAUAGGUAAAAAAAAUUACCCCGUAGUGGUGCAAAACUACUUUGCUGUAAUCUGUACGAUCGAGAGUAUCAAUUUGACAAAGAAUCAUGCGUGCCCUACGUUCUUUUCAAGUUUUCUCAUUCUCGUGCCGUUUGUCUAAUGUUUAAAUGCUCUGCCUUUGUGGUGGACUCACAAUUAACGAUGAUUAUAUGUAUACAUAAUUAUGUGUUGUAAUAAACGCGCGAUGUAAUAUGAUACCGUAUACAUAAGUCAUUGUAGUUGAUAAAUUGAGGGAAAAAAUGUAUGAUACAACUGUUUUGUAGGGUAUAUUGUUGAAUUAAAUCGACGUUGCCUAAAUAAUAAAGGUAGAGCUAUUGGGUCGCCAAUUAUCAAGCGAUCUCGCAUAAGAGAAUAUAGCCUUUUGCCUAGCUACUAGCUUGCUAGUUAUAUUGCUAGAUGAUAAUAUGCAUAUAUAUAAACACACACACACACACACACACAAAUUGUAGUCUGUAGAUCGUUCUGCAUUUUGCUUAUUCUUUUGAUGAUGAUGAUAAAGUCGAUGACGAAACGUAUAAAUAGUAUAUUAUAACUGUAUACAACGCGAUAGUACCGAUAAGAUUAUUGUUACAUACAUAUACAUAUAUACACAUAUAAUAUAUAUAUACAUAUAUACAUAAAUAGUUGAUAAAUAUUUAGUAAAUUAACGUAUUUUGUGAUAUUCACAAUAACUAUUGUAAACACUACCGCUUUCAUUGUUAUAAUAUACAUAUUACAUACUACAUGAUAGGCAUUUCAAACGAGACUCAAUACUUAUUUUUAUUUAAUUUGAAAGAAAUUGAGAAAAUACAUUAUGAUCGAGUACAAAUGCUAAUCGAGGGAUCUUAACUCAUUAUUUUAAUUCGUAAUUUUUAUUCUUCACCUUCAGUACAUGGAUGAUCAUUUUAAUAAUAAAUUGUAUCCCGAGUUGAAGAUUUUUUUUCGCGAAACAACCAACGUUAAAAUUAUCAGUUACAUUUCGCAUUUUCAUUGGGCAGUUAUUAAUUCUUUGGUGUGUAGCAAAACGGUUUAUCGGUUUUCUGGGAAACUUAUCACAGUGAAUACCUAAUCAAAAUUGACUAGUUCUAGAUAAUUAUGGAUCUCAUUAACGUUCAGGCUGUUACUUUAACGGGCUGUACUGAAAUUACAUAACGCAUUUAAGUUUGCUUUUUUUACCUCAACCCCCUUCACACAACAGACCAUAACAAAAUAUUAAACUCCCCCUGCCUCCUAUAUUGUACGUAAUUUUUUGAUCCUUGCAAAUUUAUGGUCAUCUUCACGCAAACUCCUAUAUUGAGUUGACUUGUCUUAUGCCAAGAAGCGCUACUGUCAGGAUAUUAACAGAUUUGCCAUAGACGAACUCUGGCUUGCCAAAUUUUUUUACAAAAUUUUUGCAAUCACCAAACUUUUAUUUCUAUUUAGAUAAAUUAUGUCAUAAACUGGUUUGACUCCCUCUGCCUCUCAAAUUGUUACGUAAUUUAAGUACGGCCCCUAACAAAAAAGAGGAAUAUAAUGGGUGGACGUGGUAAUCAAUCCCUAACUUCGAUUUCACCCGUAAUCGACAGAGAGUUUCAAGGAAUACGUCUGAGCCCAAUAUAAUUUACUCAAUCGUGAUGGUACUAAUAUUACUUCAAAGUCGUUUUAUCUUCCUUUGCCUUAUUGUUAUUUUCGUCUUUUGUAGAUGUUAUUAGAAAGCAUUGUUUCGCUCCGGGCUUGACAGGAACUCUGUUGCUGCUCCGUUGACACUACACGCAUUGUGGCUAGAGCAUUUGUAUAGGAAACAGGUUUUUGAAAAUUGUCAAUUAACAGUACGCAUAAAGUACGAAUCAGACUGACUUCAGGGAUUGAUAAGUCGAUUGCAGCUAUCUUAUUAUAUACAAUAUCGUAUUAAUUUAUUCCAUAAAAUCGCAGUUGUAUACUAGGCAGACGAUAUAAAAUCUUGGAAUCAAA
Molecule: messenger RNA, 8675 nt
Organism: Neodiprion virginianus
Lineage: Eukaryota; Metazoa; Arthropoda; Insecta; Hymenoptera; Diprionidae
Gene: mtd
Product: TLD domain-containing protein 2
Exons: 19
Coding region: 1271-5218 (1315 amino acids)
Biological process (GO): response to oxidative stress
Cellular component (GO): nucleus
Source: RefSeq, a predicted model, not a curated record